UUCUAACAUAUACGGGUACGUCUAUCGUGUACCUUGAUUUUAAGUAGAACACGCCGAUCAUGGCAGUAAAUAUUAAAGUUCACCGAGCGUAAAGAGGGAAGAAAAAAAAAGAAUAACGAAGUAACUUGCGUAUUUCCAGCACGUGCUUCUGACAAAUUUUCCAUUCUCUCUUUUCGCAGUGUUUCUUGUGCAAAACCCAAAGGAGGAGUGGGAGAAAUCGACGAGACUGACGCUGCUCGACACGUGAGAGUUUAUCAAUCCGCGGGUUUUAUCCCCCUCCCCCCUUAAGGGGUCGGGGUGGUGAAGGAAAAGGUAGAGAGAAAAAGAAAGGUUAGGAACUAUUCGAAAUGUGAUACAUAGGGAAGAGACGAAACAUUUUGCAACAAAGGAUAGGAUAGGAGAGAAAGAGAGAGAAAGAAAGAAAAAAAGAAAAAAGAAAAAAAAAGGAUAGAAAGACAAAUAGAUAUGUAAACUCGUGCAUACUCGUGUGGUUCGGUUACAAAGCGCGCGUGCUGGAGUAUGAAGGAGUGGGGAUAACGACUGGAUCGCUCAGUAGAAGUGGGGCGGAGCAGGAUAAGCGGGUAGGGAGGUCUGCGUGGUAGACAGCUGAUCAGUCCGUUCCCGUCGCACGAUCGAGUGAAAGGUUUAGUUGCUGGAUCCUCUUUUGCAAAGAAACUCUCAUGUUUCUCUCGUUAAGCUACGUUAUGACAAGGGUACUUCUGUUUUAAAAUUCUCGUCUACAUGGUAUCGUCGUCGCUCUUUAUGCCAUUUGUAAUAAACUCGAAUUGGGGAAUAAAAGGUGCAUCAGUUUGUUGUCGUGGUAAGCGUCGUAUCGAGCUCUUGUUGGCGUCAUCAGGUCAAUUACACCGUGCGUGUUCUUCUCUUUUUUUUCUUAUUCUUCUUUGUCAAAGAGACUCGUGGAAGAAGGUGAAGUCUAUGACCGGACGAAACGAAUGUUUACGUUCCUAUCGAGGAAGAAAGUGGUGUGAGAACAGUGGUAGAACGUGUUCUACGUUCGCUUUCAUGAGGUUCGAGAAAAGAGAAGAGGAGGACGCGAGGGCGGAUUAUACGAUUUGCGAGCAUUGAUAAUUGUAUUGUCCCGUAGUGACAGAACUCCAUACAUAACAAAACACCUACACAUUCAUGUGUAAGCGUAUAUACUAGUUUGGUGCAGUUACUCCCCCCGUUAACAUCCUUGCUAUUUUAUUUUCCUUCUCUUCAUUUAUCUAUUACUUGUUACAACGUCGUUUUUGUUGACACGUUUAGUCAUCCUAUAUUGAUAGAGGUUUUACUAGCAGCAAUCGUGUUUUUUUAUAUCUGUAUGCGGUGUAUAUCGGCGGUAAGUACAAAGUUUAAAAUUCAUGACAAUGCAACGAGUUCAAGAUCAAGACAAUGGGAUCAACAUCAAGUUUGGAUCAAACAAGUCCAGAAAGGGAGAUUAUAAAUUGGUUUCACAAGACGGAACAAAGGAAAAAAAAAACAAUUAUAAUGGGACCAACAAACACGAUGUGACAACGGAAGAAGAAUUAGUACCCCCGGAUGGAGGCUGGGGAUGGCUGGUACUUUUGGCAUCGGUUCUUGUCAAUGUCCUUAUUCCAGGAAUGGUUAAAUCUUUUGGGGUUUUAUUCGUUGAAUUUCGUAAAGUAUUUGAUGCAUCUCCUGCUGCAGCCGCUUGGAUUCCUGCCUUAUGUUAUUUCCUCUACAGUUCUCUUGGACCAUUGUCUAGCAUACUUUCAGUUAAGUACUCAUAUCGAACAGUUUCAUUAUUAGGUGGUACAUCUGCAGCAGUGGGAAUGAUGAUAAGUUAUUUUGCAAACUCUGUUGGCUUUUUGUGCGUUAGUUUUGGAGUAUUGGUAGGAACAGGAGCAGGAUUGGCUUUCCCUCCAACAGUAUACAUUGUAACAUCCUAUUUUGUACGACUACGAGGACUAGCCAAUGGUUUGUGCAUCUCAGGGAGCGCUUUAGGUUCUAUAUUUCUUCCACCGCUUCUCGGGCUUCUUUUACAAGAGUAUGGUUACAGAGGUGCAGUAUUAAUAAUGGGAGCGCUUACUUUAAACGUGUGGGCUUGUGCUUUGUUAUACGAUCCAGUGGAAAAACACAUGAUUCCUGCACGACCAUCACACAAUUCGAAAGAUCAUAAAAGCGUAGAAAGUACAUCGAUUACUAUUACUAGUCCUGAAGACGAAAGUAAACAAAAUAAUUUGAUUUCUUCCAAUUCGAGCUGUGAAAAAGCUUCGCCUAUAGUGCCAAAAAGCGCGUCUAGCGUUGCAUUGGAAAAUUAUAAAAAUACUCCCGUUCAAGGAAGAACUAGAAAAAUUAGUAUGCCAACUGGCCGUGAAAUAACUGGGCAAAUGCAUAGUACACCAGCCUUACACGCAGUACCUGAAAGAGGAGCUGAAACAGGAAAAUUGAUAAAACGUAAAUCAACCACUCAAUCUCCCAGUACUUCAUCAUUUUAUUAUAUUAGUACUCCCCAUCACGGCAGCACGUUGUCUGCUUUACAUCCUGUCCAUGCAUCUACAUUAACACUGAAUGCAAUAUCUAGUACGUUUACAAGGAAAGGCUCUGAUCGUGCACCAAAAGAGGACAAAAAGCCGGAAAAUAAAUUCUUUGAUUUUAGCUUAUUAAAAGAUUCUAUGUAUCUCGUUAUAUUGAUCUCGAAUUCAACAAAUGCCGUUAGUUAUACAAAUUUUGUCAUAUAUUUGCCAGCUUAUGCAGAUUCGUUAGGGUUUGACAAAAGUAUGGGUCCACUUCUUCUAUCGAUCGUAUCGAUUUUAGAUCUCAUUGGACGAAUCGGUGGAUCCGCAUUAUCCGAUAUGAAAUUAAUGCCGAAACAUUGGUAUUUCGUUGGUGGCUUAUUUGCUUCAGGAGUUUCCUUAACAAUAUUACCAACAGCGACUACUUAUACCUUAUUAUCUGUAUAUUGUGGAAUAUUCGGAUUAGCUUCUGGGAUAUAUGUCGGAGUUACCGCGGUUAUAAUGGCUGAUAUGCUUGGCACUGAGAAACUUACUUCAUCCUAUGGUAUUUCUUUAUUUGUUAAUGGAAUUUUACAGCUUAUAGGCCCGCCAAUUUGUGGUGUGGUUUAUCAAGAAAUUGAACAAUACGGUUCCAUUUUUAGUGUCUUGGGUAUCAUUUUAGUUGUAGGUUCAAUGCUAUGGGGUUUUGUUCCUUUCAUUAAAAAAAAGCAAAAAGGAUCAGAAGCUAACGGCCCGAUAGACAAAUUAUAGUAAUCUAAAUUUUUUACUAAUAUAUUGAACAAUUUAUUCGAGUAAAAAUUGUAUACGAUAUCGAUCGUAACAUCCUUGUUAGGAACAUUACCAUUUAACUUGAAAAAUUGGCACAAAAUCGCAAAACUAAUAUUUAUAUAUAUAUAUAUAAAAAGAAGAAACAAAAAUUUAUAGAUAAUUCUUUAGCACUGUGAUGCUGUAUAUAUUUUACACGCACAUUUACUAUUCAAUUAUUUAAGAGAAGUAUUAUAAAAAUUUAGGAAAACUUUUUGAAGACACUAAGUCUUUCUUUUUUCACAAAGAAACAAUUAAAAACCUUGCCUUGCACAUAGAAUUAUUGCUCCUUGAAAGUAAGAAUUUCAAUUAUAAAUAAUAAUUAUAGAUAUACAUCAUUACGCGUUCUCGCGUAUUGUUAUUAUGUGUGUGUGUAUGUAUGUGCGCGCGCGUGUUUUAUUUUUAUUUAGUACUUAAUAUAAAGUAAUGAAGAGUUGGUGCUAUUUAUGUUAAAUGGAUAAAUACAUUUUGUUAAAUAUUUUAUUUUUUAAGAUCUUUUGGAUUUUUAUUCAUUUUUCAUAUCAUUUCAUAAUAGAAAACCACAUGUAUCGGGAUUCAUUUUAUAUUAUUGUUACUUAAUAUUUUCAGCAAUUAUAGUUGAAAACAACAAAGAUUUAUGACAUGGAGUAAUUGAAAUGAUUUAAUUAUAAUAUUAAUAUUCUGUUUUUACUAUUUUAAUUCGUCUAAAUCACCGAAAAUAUGCCUUACUACGCGGUAGAUUCUAAGCACACUUUCUAAUUAAUAAUGAAUAUAUUAAGUUUAUAUAGGUCUGUACACAAAUGUAAAAUAAACAGUAAUGUAACAGAUUUAUAAUUGUAAUGAACAUUCAAGUACUUUUUGUAUAAAUGAGUACUUGGUUAUUAUACGUAAAAAUAUACACA
Molecule: messenger RNA, 4162 nt
Organism: Polistes canadensis
Lineage: Eukaryota; Metazoa; Arthropoda; Insecta; Hymenoptera; Vespidae
Gene: hrm
Exons: 5
Coding region: 1362-3227 (621 amino acids)
Biological process (GO): monocarboxylic acid transport; transmembrane transport
Molecular function (GO): monocarboxylic acid transmembrane transporter activity
Source: RefSeq, a predicted model, not a curated record